Messenger RNA from Eruca vesicaria subsp. sativa (arugula), 1068 nucleotides. NCBI's taxonomy places the organism in Eukaryota, Viridiplantae, Streptophyta, Magnoliopsida, Brassicales, Brassicaceae. The record is from the annotation of a GenBank genome assembly.
AUGCGCGAGUUACUUUCAAUGAAUAAAGAAGAAGACGCAAAGACAGAGACUUCUUCAUCAGUCUCAAACGGUAGUUUCUUGCCUAUCAAGAAACGCAUCGGAUAUCUUUGCGACGCACCAAACAAUGCCCUAGAGGUUGCGACAACAAAAGGUGUGCGCAAAACAAAGUAUAAGGGAGUAGUUCAACAACAGAACGGUCACUGGGGCGCUCAGAUAUACGCAGACCACAAAAGGAUUUGGCUCGGCACUUUCAGAUCUGCUGCUGAAGCCGCUGCUGCUUACGAUAGCGCAUCCAUCAAGAUCCGAAGCUACGAUGCUAACACGCACCGGAACUUCCCUUGGACUGACUUCACGGUCCACGAACCGGCCUUUCAGAACGAGCACACAACAGAAGAUGUAUUGAACAUGAUCAAAGACUGUUCUUACCAACGCAAAUAUGGAGAAUUCCUCAGAAAAAUCCAACCUAAGAUUGUCGCAAGAUACAACAUAUUUGGAUCAAGAAAAGUCCCAGGAGCAAGAGGGGGUGAUCAAGAAUCAAACAAGAGUUUCUUGUGGACAGAGCUGUUCCGAAAGGAGCUGACACCAAGCGAUGUUGGGAAGCUCAACAGGCUUGUGAUACCUAAGAAGUAUGCCGUGAAGUAUUUACCUUUCUUAAAAGAUGAUCGAGAUGAGAGAGAAGAGGGAGGGAUAGGAGAAGAUGUUGAGGUUGUGUUUUAUGACAGAGAGAUGAGACCAUGGAAGUUUAGGUACUGUUACUGGAAAAGUAGUCAGAGCUUUGUUUUCACCAGAGGAUGGAAUGGUUUCGUCAAGGAGAAGAGCCUUAAGGAGAAAGAUGUGAUCACUUUUUACACUUGUGAUGUUCCAACAUUAGAAGGUGGAAGCAAGAACUUCAUGAUGAUCGAUGUUCAUUGCUCUUCAGACGACUGUUCUGUUGUCCAUGAUGAUGAAGUAAACGAGACUGUUAAUCACAGUUCUAACUCGAAGCUAGAAGAAGAAGAAGAAGAAGAAGAAACAAAAUCAGUUGAGAACAAAGGAGGGUUUAUGCUGUUUGGUGUUAAAAUCCAAUAG